Molecule: messenger RNA, 7515 nt
Organism: Zeugodacus cucurbitae (melon fly)
Lineage: Eukaryota; Metazoa; Arthropoda; Insecta; Diptera; Tephritidae
Gene: Efa6
Product: PH and SEC7 domain-containing protein
Exons: 15
Coding region: 1546-6486 (1646 amino acids)
Biological process (GO): regulation of ARF protein signal transduction
Molecular function (GO): guanyl-nucleotide exchange factor activity; phospholipid binding; protein binding
Source: RefSeq, a predicted model, not a curated record
UGAAUAUAACACAACGACAAAGGUGUUUACUAUACGCCGCGUACGCAUACCGAAUUCAGUGGUUUAAAAUCUGUGAAGUGUGUAAAAAGAAAGAAAAUACAUAACGAAUUUAAUGAAUAUUUUCUUUUAGGUACAAGUUUAACUAUAAUAAAUAGAUUAUUCACGAAAUAUAAAUGAAAAAAUUCAAUAUUGUGGCCUUCGUGAAUUAGCAGGAUACGACGCGUACUACGGACUGAAAAAUUUCAACUUUGACGGCGACUGAGACGUUAUGCUGAAGUCGACAGCGAGCAGGCGACGACGCUUCUUCAGCCAAACAGUAAAUCGACACGAACAGCGGCAAUCGGAGUAAUAGUGAAGAAGUAAACCCAUUGAAAUUUGUUGUGCAAAAUGAAUUAAAUUGGGAGCUAUUAAUUCGCCAAAAGAUUUUGUAUAGUGAAGUGAAGAAGUGACGUUUUUUCAAUGUGCGUGCAGCUAUAUGUAAUAUGUGUGAAAAUAAAGAAAUUUAGUGAAACUAUACGAUAUGUUGUAUAGGGAGUCAAAGUGCAAAGCUUGCAGGUUACAUCCAUAUAAUGGAAACAGUAAAUAAUAUAAAUGAAAAACGAAAAAAAUAAUAUUGUAACACAGCCCUAAAACGUAUAGUAAUCAUUACAAUUUCAAUGGUCUCAAUUUAUAUAUUUUUCAAGUGAAGCAAAAAGAAAAACCUUUAAAGUAAACGAAUAAACAAGUGAGGUGGGCAAGUUUCAACAGCCACUACGAUGCGCCAUUGCUUUCAUACAAUUCGGUGUUUGUGUUUGUUCGCCGCGAAAGAGUGCGCAACAAAAGCGGUGUAAUAUUUGGAGAAACAGUGGAAAGAAAGAAAAGCAACAAGACGUUUAUUGGCUUUUCGCUGCCGGCUACCUAAAUAACGUCGUCGUCGAAGUCGACGACAUCAACAACGUUGCUGGCAGCAACAUCGUCGGUGACGUCGACAGCAGUGUGACCAAGCCCAAAAAUCCAGUCAAGCACUACGAAUUCAUCAGCACGAAAUAUUAUAACGUAGAAAAGAAAGAAAUAGCCAAGUUAGUGGCAGUGAAUGCUAGUAGAGCUCAAUAAAGAAGUUUCUUAUGUUGUGAAGAACUUUUAGAAAAAUGCAUGAAAUAUAGUAAUGAAGUAAACGGAACGCGAAAGCAGGCGGCAGGCAGGAAGCGCUGAGCAGCAGCGCACACGAUAAAGUUAUUGUUGCAAUUGUAAAGUUGCAUAAAAAUAUUAGAAAUUUCAUGGGCCCAAAUUGUACAACUAUAACCACUAAUGUCGUUUCCCAUUUGUGAAUGUAGUCGAAAUAGAAAUUUAAAAAACAAUAAAGUUGAACAACAUCAAGUAGUGGUUAAAACGUUCGGUUUUUACUAUACGAAUUAAAUAGGCGCUUCUUCAGUAUUGUGAUUGCUCUUUGUGCAUUGGUCAACAGUCCGUUUUUGUGCAUCUUAAAUAACAAAAGCAACUUGAGCAGUUGGAGAACAACGUUGAAUUUGUAACAGCGGCAAUAGUAGCUUCAGUUGCGGCAUAAUAAUGGCCGCCGAGGAACUGAAAGUGGUUUUGCGGCGCAAUGAGCAUUCCGGUUUUGGAUUUUCGCUGUUGGGCACCACGGGACCGCCGCAUGUAAUAUACGAAAUACACGAGAAUUCACCGGCCGCCGAUAGUGCGGUCGAAGCUGGUGAUAUUAUUUUAAAAGUAAAUGGCACUGACGUUCACCGAUAUACAACGAAAGAAGUUCUGAAGUGCUUACGACUAUCCGAUGACUCGGUCACGUUAGAGUUGCGUCGCGAUCCCAAACUGAAGGCGCGACUCAAAGAGCAACUAGCCAAUACGAAGAAUCCCCAUUACGAAGACAUCGAACCAUCUCCGCAUAUUUACGAUUACAAAGCAUCAAGCUGUCGAUCGCCCACAACUCAUCAUCGGUCGUUGUCGCUGCAGGACUCUUACGAACCGCCGCACAACAGCAACUCCAAUUCAUCGUCUUCGCCUGCGAUACGCUACGCCAAAUCGCCCACACACUUGCCACACCGUCAGGGUUCGCUGCCAACGCCUGCGCUGACCAGCCAACAACAACAACAAGGCAAUCACAGUCGCAGCUCUUCCGCUUCAUCAGCACAGCUACAAUUUGGAGAUCUAAACACUUCAGUGACGAGUGGUGGUGGUGCAGGUGGCGCCACCUGUACAUCACCCACAUCACGACCAUCACGUAUUCCAACGGCACUGAAGGCGCCACAAAAGCCACCCGUACAACAUUCGCCACAGCAUAAGCGACCGCGACCAUCACAAAUUCCAACCAAGGCUGGCACGGCUGCCACCAACGGUAACGCGCCAACAAUUGCACCGACAGCUCCGGUCACUGGUGGUUGUGUGAGUGUUGGUGGUGCGCAUUUGCAGCACUCUAAUAGUUAUAGCGGCGGUAGCACACGUUUCACGCAGCAGCAACAGCAACAGGCGGCAUUGCAGCAAAAGGAACGUGACGCUGAGCCGAAUUCGGCGCCGCCGCAGCCAGCGAAGGCGCCACGCUUUGAGGCAUACAUGAUGACUGGUGAACUGAUACUAAAUCUAUCGAGGACAUCGCAAAGUAGUAACCUACUGCCAGGACACGCAAAAAAGAUUGAUAGUUUGCGUGACUCACCACAACGUGCGGUCGUGGCUGCGCGCGCUAACGGCGCUUUGGCGCCUCGUGCCUCCGGCGAAUCAUCACCCACAUCGUCAUCAUCGGUGGACUCACCCACUCAUACGGCCAGUUCCGAGUCGGCUCACCACCACAAAGAUCGUGGCAAGCGAAGACAUCAACAACCUCACCACCAUUUACUGCAACAACAGUUGGAUAGUAUUAAUAACAGUUACAAUAAUAGCAACAGUGGUGGUGGCGGUGGCGCAGGUGGUGUGGGCGUGGUUAACAGUGAUCCACGCAAAGACGACACGCUGUUAUUGUGCGAAGAGUUAGAGCGUGACGACGAAGAAGCCGGCGGUGACAAUAAUCGCAGACAACGAUAUCAGCAACAUCAACACCAUUCUACACGGCGACAUCAGUACAGUCAUUAUCAACAGCGCAGCAGUUACGAGCAUGAUGAGGUCGCCGACAUGGAGGAAAACGAGGAGGAUCAGACGCACUACGACAUUACCAACAUCGAAACAUAUAAUAGCGGGGGCGUUGGCGUGGGCGAUGUGUGUGGCGAUGAUGAUGCCAGCGAUCGUCAGUGUCUAGUAACGAACUAUGGCGAUGACGAGGACGACGAUGUCGAGGGUGAAGAUUUCGAUGCCGAAGAUGAAGACGGUUGCGGUGCCGAAGACGAAGACUACUCAUCGAACUCACUGACGUCGGCAUCGGCGAAGCAACGUUUGCGCGCACUUAAGCAAAAGGCCGCCGCUGCACACUACAAACACGCACAAAGUGUGGUGCGCGCUAGAGGUGGCGUCGGCGAUUCAGUCGAUUGUGCGAAUCAACAUUACGCCGGUGGCUAUCAUCAUCAUCAUCAACAAAAAAGACAGCAGCAACGUGGUUCUGGUGGCUCGAGUUCUUCAUCGGCGACGGUGAAAAGCGACGGCUUAGCUGGCAUAAACACCUCACCCGAUGAAACGUCAUUCUCCGUGCCCACCUCACCGAUUUCGCUGUCUACGCCACUAAUUGAUAAGGACACGGCGAAUUCAGUGCCCACCAGCCCAGAACCAACGAGUCUGGGUGCGGUAGGUGGUGGUGGCGGUGUUGUUGUGCACGAUGGUGUGGUGCGGCGACACAACGGCGUCGUACGUACAUGUGAUUCGGCUGGUUUCCGUACCAGUAAAUCCGAAGAUCACUUACAGCAGGUGCAGCGUGAAGGCAUGGCUGCCGUGAUUCCGAUCGAUAUUGAUGAGGAUGUGAAUAGUUCGCUGAAUACAUUGCUCGACACGAGGCAUGACUCGGAAGAUUCGCAGGGUUCCAAUCGCGAUCGCAUUGUUUGGACUUAUAACGCACCGCUGGCGCCACACCAAAUACAACAAUUACAGCAGCAGCAACAACUGCAGCAACAGCAACAACAGUAUUCGAGUACACACUAUGGCGGCGGUGGCGGCCACAACAAUUCAUCACCGAAUUCGCAUUCCCACUCACAUUCGCACUCCCACUCACACUCGCAUUCGAGUUCAAUAAGUUCAUCGCCCCAGCAUUCAGCUGGUAGUCCCGCCUCACCAACAUCUGUAUCCAGUUCGGUGAUGUCAUCAUCCGGUUCGAAGGGUGCGUUGGGUAUUGGUGGCGCUUAUGCAUUGAAUAGCAACAACAAUGGCGGGCAUCAUCAACAGCAGCAGCAGCAACAACAACUACAGCUGACAGCAAAUGCCGGUAAUGGGGGCACCAGCGGCGGCACCAGUGCAACAACGGCCACAACAGCUUUACAAACGGGUUUGUUACAUUGUCCUACUGGUAGUGGUAACGGUAAUGGUAGUGGUGGUAAUGGUGGUGGUAAUAAUAGUUUAGCAGGUGGUGCCGGUUACGAUCAUAGCGUCUCCGAAGCCAUCUCGAAUAUUUCAAGUCCCGACUAUCAGGACGAUGAUAAUUUAUUGAGCUCUCGCGAUCUUGCAGGCGGCAUGGUACUUAGCGAUCCCAGCGAUUCCGAUUCAACGAUACUCGUAUCAGAUACGGCGGCAACGCGACAAAAGCAGCAGCAAAAUCAGCAAUUGCAACUGCAAGCACAAGCGCUACACCAACAGCAACUGCAACUGCAACAGCAGCAACAACAACAACAGAAAGUUGGUGGUGGUCAACAAGGAAACUCCGAACAGCAUAAACUAGUGAUACAGGUGCGUGGCAUCGAUAAUAGUAAUAGUGCCUCGGCACGUGCGGCCUAUUCGGAACUGAAAAAUUCUGAGGAUGAGCUGGCUACGUUAACGGAGGAGCCAUUAAAUAGCGCAUUGUCGGCGGGGUGCGGUGAUGGCAGCGGUACGGGGCGUGACUCAUCGCCACCCGUUUCCGAUGAUGGCAGCGAUGUGGAGUCGCUACAUUCCUACCAUUACUCACCAAAGGCCGUGGAUAUGCCGUCAGCAAUACGGCUGGCCAAAAGACUGUACUCUCUGGAUGGUUUCAAGAAGAGCGACGUGUCGCGUCAUCUCAGUAAAAACAACGACUUCAGCCGUGCUGUCGCCGAUGAAUACCUAAAGUAUUUUACAUUCGAAAAGAAAACGCUUGAUCAAUCGCUGCGUGAAUUUCUGCAACAAUUCUCACUGUCGGGUGAGACGCAGGAGCGUGAACGUGUGCUGGUGCAUUUUUCUAAACGCUUUUUAGACUGUAAUCCAGGCACCUUCAAUUCACAAGACGCUGUGCACACGUUAACUUGCGCCAUUAUGCUGCUAAACACCGAUUUGCAUGGCCAGAAUAUCGGACGGAAGAUGACGUGCGCGGAGUUCAUUGAAAAUCUAGCCGAGCUCAACGACGGUGAAAAUUUCCCCAAAGAUGUAUUGAAGUGUUUAUAUCAGGCCAUUAAAACACAACCGCUUGAAUGGGCGCUCGAUGACGAUGCCACAGAAUUGCAAAAGCAACGCGGAGACAAUAAUGUCGGCAAUAGCACAAGCAACAGCCUCAUCGGUCAAAAUCCUUUCUUAGAUAUACCGGAAUCGUCGACGGCGAUAGAAUACAAGAAGGGCUAUGUAAUGCGCAAGUGCUGUUACGAUGCCAACUACAAGAAAACACCAUUCGGUAAACGUUCCUGGAAAAUGUUUUACUGCACGCUGCGUGAUCUAGUGCUCUUUCUACACAAAGACGAGCACGGCUUCCGCAAGAGUCAGAUGUCCGAUAAUCUACACAAUGCGAUACGCAUCCAUCAUGCGCUGGCCACGAAGGCCACCGAUUAUACGAAGAAACAGCAUGUUUUCCGUUUGCAAACCGCCGAUCAGGCUGAGUAUUUAUUCCAGACCAGUGAUUCCAAAGAGUUGCAAUCGUGGGUGGAGACGAUAAAUUUUGUUUGUGCCGCAUACUCAGCGCCACCGCUGGAGGGUGGUGUGGGCAGCCAGAAACGUUUUCAACGUCCACUGCUGCCUAGCACGCAUACCAAAUAUUUGAUGAAAGAGCAAUUAGAAUCGCAUGAGCAGCAAUUAGCGCAAUUAGAGGCUGCCCUCGCUGAACAUAAGAAGGGACCUGUACCGAACAAAGGACUGCCACUACAAAAUUACAAAGAAAAAGAGAGUUAUUUGCAAUAUGAGAUACGCCGCUAUCGAGCUUAUGUGUCAAUUUUAGCUGCUAAACUACUUUCCGAUCAACAGCAAUUGGAUGCAGUACAACAACAACAAUUAACGAACAACGAAGAAUUAGAUACAUUCGCAACGAGUGGAGUUGGCGGUGUCGGAGGAGCUGUGAUUGGUGGGCGGCAACAACAGCCGCCACCAGCGUAUCCGCAACAAUUACAAUUACAACAACCAACUGCACAGUCACCAACAGCACAACAACAGGCACAGCCGCAACAACAGCAAACUACUAACAGAAAGAAAGAGAAGAAGAAAUGAAGGACACACAGAAUGUAGCAAGUCGAACAAAUAAAGAGUCUUGUACAGGAAUGAGCUUACAAAAUACAAACAAAAACGAAACACACAAAACACGAAGCACGACAUUGAAUGAGGAUGAAAAGUAAAGAAAAAAAACAAAAACUGAAGCAUGAAUAAGAAUUAUCUCUUAAAAGCCAAAACCAUUUUCGCAUAUAAAAUUCGAUCAAAUUGAAUUGCGAUUUCGUUUGUAUGUAAAGUAUAUUCUUUAGAAGAAGAAGAAAGUUAAACACAAAUUGCUGAUUUUUUUAUUUCAACUCCUUUCGCAUUCAAACGCACACCAGCACAUUGUACCCGUUUCCGUACCCAUACUCGUACUCAAACAUUCAUCUACAUACAACACUGUCCUGAAAAAUGUCUUCAAACAUUUUUGCACACAGACAGCAAAGGUGAAAGCCUCGUCGUUUAGUCAAAAGACACAAUAUACACACCAGCAUAUACAUACAUAUAUACACAUAACGAAUGCUAACUAACAUUAAAAUGCCACGGAACUAUAGUUUGUGUGUGUACAUGGAUGUGUUUACUCUCAUAACUGUAUGAUCGUGCUUACGGUAUCUGCCAAUAGUUGUGAAACGAACAAAUUUUGACACUUGGUUGUCCUCCUCGUCGUCGUCGUUCAUAUGGUAUGCAUGCAUACAUAACGAAUACUAUUAUUCUUAAUUUAUAUUUACUAUAUAUACUUACUUAUAAUAUCUAUGUAUGUAAAUGUAUGCUGCUAAUUAUUAAUAGAAAUUAGGAAGAAAUAGAAGUGAAAAAAACGAAUUAUAAUUAUUAAUUAAAAUUAAUUGUGGUAUUGUGAAUUCAACUACACAAACAUACACAUACGGUUAAAAUUCAAGAAAAGAAGAGAUGUCAAAGCAUCGAUACAAAAAAGAGAUAUACAAAAACAAAAGCAAAAGCAAAACAAAUUACGCUGAUCGUCGUAUUUAUAUUAUGUAAUAUUAUAUACAUAUUUAUGCUAUUUUAGAUUUAUUUAUACAUAAAAACAUUAUA